Drosophila ficusphila is the source of this 324-nucleotide messenger RNA. RefSeq lists its product as uncharacterized. Lineage: Eukaryota; Metazoa; Arthropoda; Insecta; Diptera; Drosophilidae. The transcript has 2 exons. The coding region runs from base 1 to 324 and encodes 107 amino acids. The record is from RefSeq and is a predicted model, not a curated record.
AUGAAGUUUAUUGUCUUUGUAAUGUCCACCUUGGUGAUUUUGAGUCUGACUUACCAACUGGAGGGACGAAGGCAGAUCUAUUGCCUGUGGAGCACCAAAAGGACCUGCUCCAAAACCACUCCCAGAUGCAUUCGUGUUCAAACUGGCGUUGAUGGCAAUAAUGCUGCCAUCUAUUCAUGCAAAUACUACCAGAACGAUUGUAAAUAUCUUCUGGAUAGCUGCAAGGGUAACACAAUUUAUGGCCAACUUGGAAUGGUGGCUGAUGUACUCACACAAUGUAUAAAUAAUAAUAUCCCAAUUGGAGGAACUGGAACUUGCACAUAA